AUGAUCCAAGACAAGAAACAAGAACACUGGUACGAUAAGCCCAUCCUUCCAGACAGUGACGAGCUCGUGACUUACAUGGAGGACCUUCGUCGGGACGAGGUGGCCACCACGUCGUCCCACAUGAUGCAGUUCCUACGAGCCAGCAACAUGCCUUGGAUUGAAGACUACUUCCUCCUUAUCACAAAAAGAGUGUCACGAACCAGGGUACGGGAGGUUCGCCUCCCCGAAGCCGUCGGUGCUUCGGCGGCGGCGGUGAGUGUACAGAGGGACGGGGUUCGCCCAACUAAAGCUCCGGCUAUCGAUCGGUCGCCAAUGGCGCUACUCCUGACGACGCUCGGUUUAAUGCUGCCUCCGCAUGAAGCCGUUCGCUCGUCUCGUCCCUUUGUCUACGCCACUCCCAGUGCCAGCGCUCCCGGUUCGGUUCGCUUGGCUCCAGUGGCCCUAGACCAAGAUGCCCCGACAACGAUUGCUCGCGGAAUGACGGCCACCCAUGCAUCCAAGGACGCUCGCGUUGACGACGCCGCGCAACCACCUGCGCCACAAGUCAGUCCACUCACUCACUCUACGAUGCGAAGCCCAAGAACCUCUUAG
Messenger RNA from Aphanomyces astaci, 591 nucleotides. RefSeq lists its product as hypothetical. NCBI's taxonomy places the organism in Eukaryota, Oomycota, Saprolegniomycetes, Saprolegniales, Verrucalvaceae. The record is from RefSeq and is a predicted model, not a curated record. The transcript has 2 exons. Bases 1 to 591 code for a protein of 196 amino acids.